Trypanosoma grayi is the source of this 2259-nucleotide messenger RNA. Its product is annotated as glycoside hydrolase family protein. Gene Ontology annotation, molecular function: hydrolase activity, hydrolyzing O-glycosyl compounds. The record is from RefSeq and is a predicted model, not a curated record. Bases 1 to 2259 code for a protein of 752 amino acids. The transcript has a single exon. NCBI's taxonomy places the organism in Eukaryota, Euglenozoa, Kinetoplastea, Trypanosomatida, Trypanosomatidae. Gene Ontology annotation, biological process: carbohydrate metabolic process.
AUGAAGGACAUCAACUCGCUGCUCUCAAAGCUGACCUUGGAGGAGAAGGCCAACCUGUGCGCUGGUGUCGACAUGUGGCACACCCUCGCAGUGGAACGUGUUGGUGUGCCGGGGCUCCUCUUGACGGACGGACCACACGGGGUGCGGAAAGCGGUGCCGGGGCCAGGUCGCUCCAAGGACCUUGAGGCUGUGCCCGCAACGUGCUUCCCGACUGCAGUGGGCAUGGCGGCCUCGUGGAAUCGCGAGCUGCUGCAGGAGGUGGGCCGUGCGGUGGCGGCGGAGUGCCAGGCGGAGGAUGUUGGAGUGCUGCUCGGCCCUGGCGCGAAUAUCAAGCGCUCGCCGUUGUGCGGUCGCAAUUUCGAGUACUUCUCAGAGGAUCCGUUCCUGAGCUCCCACAUGGCUGCGGCGCUCAUAAAAGGCGUGCAGAGCGGGGGUGUGGGAACGUCGAUGAAACACUUCGCCACGAACAACCAGGAGACCAACCGCACCACUGGCAGCAACUCUGUGAUAGACGAGCGCACCCUCCGAGAGAUUUACCUUGCCAGUUUCGAGUACGCCGUAAAGGAGGCGAAACCGUGGACUGUGAUGUGCGCAUACAACCUUCUUAACGGCGUGACCGUCUCACAGAACGAAUGGCUGCUCAAUAAGGUCCUGCGGGAGGAGUGGGGGUUCGAGGGCCUCGUUGUGUCUGACUGGGGGGCGGUGGACGAGCGCGUGGAUGCGCUGCGCGCCGGUCUGGACCUUGACAUGCCGAGCAACCACGGGGUCAACAGCGCCAAAAUCGUUGCUGCCGUGAAGAAUGGUGCGCUGAGUGAGAAUGUGCUGGACACUUCUGUGCGUCGGAUACUCGAGCUGAUUGCCAAGCGGCAGCGGACGGUCGUUCCCAACGCCAAGUACGACAAGGAGGCGCACCACAACCUUGCGCGUCGUACCGCCCACGAGACCCUUGUGUUGCUCAAGAACAAAGACGGGCUUCUCCCGUUGCGGCGCCAUGGGACUCACAUUGCGGUUAUUGGCGAGUUCGCCAAGAAGGAAUUAUUCCAGGGCGGGGGGAGCUCGUUGGUGACCCCCACUAAAACGGUGCGCGCCUGGGAUGCGAUGUGUGAGUUGGUGGACGCGAAAAAUCUGACCUUCUCCAGCGGAUACGACAUGAAGAACGACGAGGUGCAAACGGACCUCUUGAACGAGGCUGUGAAGGCAGCGAAAAAGGCUGACGUGGCUGUCCUGUUCGUCGGCAUCCCUCACGAGUUGGAGGCAGUUGACCGUGUGGACCUUUGCCUCCCGGCGAGCCACACCAAGCUGAUCCAGUGUGUUGCUGAAGCGCAGCCCAACGUGGUUGUGGUGCUGUCUAACGGCGCACCGGUGGAGAUGCCGUGGGUGGAUUGUGUGCCGGCCAUCAUGGAGGCGUACCUGCCUGGCCAGGCUGGAGGUGGCGCCAUGGCAGAUGUGCUGUUCGGCGUCUGUUGCCCGUCGGGUAAGCUCGCGGAGACGUUCCCAAAGAAACUGAGGGACACCCCACCGUUUCCCUUCUACCCGGAGAAGAAGGAUGCGGUGUACCGCGAGGGCGUCUUUGUCGGCUACCGUUACUACGACAUGAGAGAAAUUGAGCCGCUCUUCCCGUUCGGUCACGGCCUGAGCUACACCAAUUUCCAAUACAGUGACCUGGUUGUUGAGGCGAAGCACAACACCACUCCUUCCGACGUCGCCGUGUCGGUUGCGCUGACUGUGAAGAACACAGGGAAGGUGGCUGGGCAGGAGAUCGUUGAGCUAUACGUCCACGACACGCACGCACCGGUGGCGCGCCCGGAAAAGGAGCUCAAGGAGUUUGCAAAGGUGCUCCUCCAGCCCGGUGAAUCGAAGAAGGUGUGUUUCACGCUGGAUAAACGCUCAUUCUCAUACUACUCUGUGGAUGCGAAGGAGUGGCGCAUGCAUGACAAGACGUACACAAUUCUCGUGGGUGCGUCGUCGCGCGACAUUCGUCUGCAGGCGCAGGUGCAGGCAACGAAGGUAAAGGUGAAGGAUGCUCCCGAGAUCUACCGCAACUCUCCUCUGAAGGAGGCGGCCAAGUACCCCGAGAUGGUGCCGCACGUGGCGAAGAUCCUCGAGAAGGCUGGAAUACCUCCACUGGAUGAGGGCUCGGACAUGUAUGAGCUGAUAUACGGCUCGUCCAUCCGCUCAAUCUCCCGCUUUGGGGGCCUCAAUGAUGCAGAGAUCGACGAGUUCAUUGAGAAGGUCCGCCUCGCUGCGUCACGUGCGUAG